AUGUCCAUAACUGGAGCGCUUUACGGAGCGCUCGGGCGCAAAAAGCUCGGCCAACCCGAGUACACUUUUAUCCAGGACCGCAAUCGCUUUAGAUGUGAAUGCGCCCUCCCGGGGAUCAAUUAUGUUGGAAUUGGGAAUUCAACUAACAAAAAGAAUGCCCAGACAAAUGCGGCAAAAGAUAUGGGCGAUUAUUUGGUCCGUGAGGGCAUUCUUGGGCCCAACGACAUUCCAGAGCUUCAGGUUUUUUUUGACUUUCUAUUAUUGUUGAUUUAGGCGUUGUGCUCGAUUCAGAAGUGUCUUGAAAGCGAGAGAAAUGAAUUACUUGUUGGGAUGAAGUGAAGGAGGCUAUCUUUGAAAAAAAGACACAAAUAGAGCUGAAAACGAGUGCAGAAGCUGGGCCGAGGCUUAUUCCAUAGAUGGAAUGUGUUUUUGUUCAGCUUCUCAGUUGUUUUCUCUCUAUCUGACAAUUUUUUAUAUUACACUAGACAUCUGAUAUCGUUUGGGGGAAUUCAAGUCGAAAACGUCGAGGAAUUGGGCUGAAAUUGGUUUGAGAAGGUUGAGAGGUUCUUUCUCUUACUUCUAAAACCAAUUUCGUUUUUAUGCUCAUUAUUUCCUGCCUUUUCAACUUCAAUUUCCAUUAGAUGUCAGAUGUCAAGUAUAAUAUUACUUUUUUCAAAUAGCCCAAUAAGUAAUUCAUUUGAUGCAGCUGUGGAAUGCUUUCAAGACCCUUUUGAAUCCGAGAACGACGCGUGGAUCAAUUUUGUUUUGCUUUUUAGUUAGAAAAAUUGAUUUUGUUUCAGGCAGGCGAUCUUGAAGCUACAGGUCCUUCUAGUUUUGUCCCAGCUAGUGCCGAUGUGUUUGCCCGGCCAUAUAAUGCUCCCCCAGUCAUCGAUGCUCCUCCUGUCAGAGAUUACCAGCCUCGACAGCAAACAUCCUACGAGAAAUACAUUGCUCAAACCGCCAGUGAAGUGGAAAAGGUAUUGUAAUAUAUUUUUCUUAUUUUUUUGAUGUUUAGAGCGAAUCAGUUGACCUGACCUCGGAAAUCCAUGGAGGAUGGGACAUUUCCAACUGCAAAGGAGCGUUGAAUAUCUACUUGCAGCAGAACAAAAUGGGUCCGGCCCAGUAUAAGAUGGAGUCAAGUGGACCUGCUCAUGAAAAGUAAGAUCUUACAGUAAUUUUUGAUUCAUCUGCCCCAAUUCUUGUCAUGUCACCAGCGGGUAUAAUCGUUAGCCUAUUUCAGAACCUUCGUUGCACAUCUUGAACUUUUUGUCAAAGAAUUGGGAAUUGUUUUGCGAGCUCGAGGAGAUGGAUCUAAUUUAAAAGUUGCUCAAGGAGCUUGCGCGUUGUCAGUGGUUAGACAGUUGUAUCAUAAGGGCGUCAUCAAGAAGGCCGGGGAGAACGUAUCGAAAAAGAAGAAUGUUGCUGAUGUGAGUUAUUUGAUAUUUCGUUUCGUUUUUAGGUCAUGGAUAAUAUAAUUCUUGUGGCUGCUGAGGCUCAGAAAGUGUGGAAUUCUUGGUUAAAGAACAAGAAGCCUUUUCUGAUCAAUUAAGUCAAAAUUCGGACGAUUUCAUAGUCUUGGCAUGUCAAUUUUAUAUUAUCCAUCCCAUGUAAAGUAUAAAAUUAGGGUAGAUUUUUUUUAUCUAAUAGGACCAUGGUUUCUUUUAAUAUUACUUAGAAAAAGAUGACCUCAUUGUUUUGAUGAAUAUGUUUUUUGACAAGCAGCCUUUCGUCUUUUAUUGUAAUGGCCAUUUUUUCAGCUCCCAUCGACUCCAGUCGAAAUAAACCCAGAAAUCAUCGAAAGAGUUGACGCUUACCUCUCAGAAACUGGCAUAGAGCCAGUUGUUGCCGACUUUUCCAUUGCCAAUAACGAUAUUAGAAUUCCUCUUAUCAUCGACCAGAAAUUGACCGAAUUCCCAGUCAAUGAAGACCACCCAAAAACAAGUGGCUUGGUCGCCUUUGCUCCUCCUAGUCAGAAUUGGGACCCGUGGAAAGGCGCGAACAUCGAUGAACCCCCAUUGGCCACAAUGAGUCUCCAGCAAAUUUCGGAUCUUCUUUUGGCACAAGAGAAGGCGAAAAAUCACAAUCCAGAAGUUGUGGAAAAACGAAGAUCCUUGCCGGUUUUUGCACAUAGAGAUGAAAUCCUUCAGAUUAUUGAACGAGACUCGGUGGUUUUGAUCAAGGGCACCACGGGAUGUGGAAAGUCGACUCAGGUAAGGAGGAGGUGGAAAGUGUAAUAUAAAUUUUUGGAUCUUUUAAAUUUUUUAUUAGGUACAGGUUGAAUUUACUGAUAUUUUUGAAGAAUUUUUCUUUUAAUUUUUUUGGGAAACUGUUUUUUGGGGGUUAGUUUUGAUGUCAUGUGUAAUAUAAUUUUUGCGAGAUUUGUAUAGUUUAAGGCAAUUUGCAGGCAUUUAUGGGAAAUUUAAACUUGAAGUUUUGCGACAGUUUUGAACCUGAAUUUUACGAUUUUUUGGAUUUUGCCAGUCAUGGAUAAUAUAAUUUUUUCGUAAUUUUUGCUUUAAACUUGUACGAAUGUGUCCGGAUAGGCGUAAUAUAGCGAAUUGAGAUUCAUAAAGUGAUAUUUCUUUCCUUCUGAUUUCGAAUUUUUACUUCAAAUCGCUUCUUAUAUCAAGUGUAAUAUAAUUUUUUUCAGAUAUGCCAAUAUCUCCUCGACCAUUUUAUCCAUUCCGGCAAGGGAUCCAAUUUCAAUUGCAUCGUCAGUCAGCCUCGCAGAAUUUCGACAAUUUCGUUGGCUGAGAGAGUUGCCAAUGAAAGGAUGGAAGAACUCGGCCAAAGCGUCGGAUAUACUGUCAGAUUUGAGUGCGUUAACCCGCGACCGUACGGAGCAAUAUUGUUCUGCACUGUUGGAUGUCUUCUGAGGAAAAUGGAAUUUGGGUUGAGAGGAGUUUCCCAUGUCAUUAUUGAUGAAAUCCACGAACGCGAUGUUGAUGUAGGCUUCGAAAAUUUUUGAGGAUUUUUUGGUGGGAGUGGUUGUUAUAGGGAAGAAAAUUUUGUAGUCGAAUUUAGAGGACAUUUGGAGUAAAAGUUUUAUAAAACUUGGAUUGGUUUUGAUUUUUUGAUAUUACACUAGGUAUUGAUUUAGUAAUUUUUGUGGGUUUUUGGGUUUUAAAUUGAGAAUUUGUUAGAGUCAUGAUUUGUGGAGACGUAUUUUACAAUUCUACAUGUUUAGUUUUUCAGUUCUAGCUUAUAGAUUGUUUUUUCCCUCAAAUUUUACUUGGUCCUGUCAUGAAUUAUAUUUAAAAAUUUCAGACCGAUUUUCUCCUGAUUAUCAUACGAGAUAUGGUGAGAGCCUACCCCAAAUUGAGAGUAAUCCUGAUGUCCGCCACAAUCGACACGAAUUUAUUUACAAAUUACUUUCAAACCAACUCGGUUGUGGAGAUUGAACAGAGGGUUUUUGAUGUUCAAUGUGAGUUUGCGGGUUGAGUUAGGGUUUUGGGAUUUUUAGAGGUGAAAGAGGAAUAUGUAACGUUAUUUUACUUUUAAUUUGAGACGGGGUUUUAGUUAAAUUGAAGAAGUUAUACGCAUUUAUAUUGGACUUGGUGGUGGAUAUCUAAAUUAAUAUAAUUUUUUGCCGAUUCCAGACUUUUUCUUGGAAAAUAUCCUGACUAUGGUCAAUUACCAACCGGAGGUUGUCGAGAAACGCAGAAACCCCAAGAAAUCGAAGAAUAAUAAUCGAAAUGAACCCGAAGAAAACGAAAAUGACGAUGAGAUGGGCGCCGAGAAUGAUAAUCGAAAUUUGAAUAUUACGAAUGAUCCCAAUAUCCCUCCUGAAGUGAAAUAUAAAUUAUCCCUCAUGGACGAGCAGAGGAUUGAUGUUGGACUUAUUGAAGUGGGUUUUGACAUAAAUUUUGAGGCCUUUUAUAUUGUACUUGAUGUUUUGAUCUAUUUUUUGGAUUUAUUUUUGAUUUUUUUAUGUUUAAAAAGUCAGCAGAUGGUAAUAGGAGGGAGAGAAGGAUAAGAACAACGUAUUUUACAAAUUUUAUCCCUCCAUUUUUAGGCCCUCAUCCAAGAUAUUGCCCAAAACGGCCAAGAAGGCGCGAUUUUGGUCUUCCUCCCCGGAAUGGCCGUUAUUGAGAUGUGCCAAGCAACCUUGAAGAAAAAUCCGAUAUUGGGAAAUGCCGCAAAAUAUGUGAUCCUACCGCUGCAUGGACAACUCCCGUCUUCGGAACAAAGAAAAGUUUUUCUGAGUGUUGGCCCUGGACAAAGAAAGAUCAUUUUGUCGACGAAUAUCGCCGAAACGAGUGUCACAAUCGAUGAUGUCGUGUUUGUGAUUGAUUCUUGUCGGUGAGUGGGGUUUUUAUAGGAAGUUUUUUUGGGAUUUUUUUGGGGAAAUUUUAGAUUUUACGUUUUUUUCGACAGUCGAAAGUUUCUGAGUUUAUUUUUGCUCUUAUUUUUGCUAUCUUUUGCUUUGAGGUUGUAUAAAAUGCCGUAUUUUAGCGCCCGAGAAGCCUCCUAUACAUCGCGAAAUAACAUGGUCCACUUCUCCACCGUCUGGGCCUCCAGAAACAGCCUUACGCAACGCCGCGGAAGAGCCGGCCGCGUCAAAGAAGGCUUCUGUUUCCAUCUGUGCACCGAAGAAAGAUUCAACGCACUGGAGGAGCAUCGGACCGCUGAAAUGUUGAGAACCCCUCUGGCUUCUCUGGCACUCAGCAUCAAGCUGCUGAGACUGGGAUCGGUCGGAGAUUUCCUCGAAAGAGCAAUCGAACCACCUCCGAUGGAUGCCAUCGUCGAAGCUGAGGUUUUGCUCAGGGAAAUGAACGCACUGGACAUUAAUUUGGAACUCACGGAGUUGGGAAGGAUCCUGGCGAGAUUACCAUUGAAGCCCAAGGAUGGAAAAGCAUUGAUCUUGGGAGCAGCUUUGAAGUAAGGGGGAGAUAUGGAGAUUUGAACGAAAUUUUUGGGGUUUUUGAUGUGUUAGGUUGUUCGGAAAGUUCGGUCGUUUCGUUAUUGCUUUGAACGACCGAACUUUCUGCACAACCUAAUAAUUUGAGUAUUUUUGAUAUUCAAAAUGAAUGAUAAUGACACUGAUGACUACUUUUUUCAGUAUUGGAGAUUUAAUGUGCACGAUCGCCGCGGCCAGCUGCAUGAAUACCCCCUAUGUACCGUUGCAAAUAUUCCACAAAACUUUGUCGAAUUGCCAUCGCAAGUUCUCCGGCCGACGACUCUCGGAUCACAUUGGAUUGGUCAAAGUUAACAACGAGUAUUGCCAGGCCAUGGAGAAGGGCCAAUAUGAUGCGGAUGCAUUUGCCUCAAGAAAUUCUUGCAACAGAAUUGUAUUGAGCAUGACUCGGUAAGCGAUUUGGAUGGGGUUGAGGAAAUUUUGGGGCUUUUUUGGCCAUAAGUUACCUUAUUUUAGAUGGAAUUUUUGUUGUAGUAAAUUUUUUCUAUAAAUCAAUGUGAUUUUUGUUUCAGAGAAGCCAAACUGCAAAUGAGAGACGUCCUCGUCCAGAAAAGCGGAUUCCCAGAGACCGCAUUCGCUCCAUUGGCCAUUGAUCCGGACGGCGAAGACGUCAAUUUGGACCUAUUUUUGGGCUUGUUGGUCUACUCCCUGUACCCAAAUAUUGCUUAUUACAGGUAAGCAGAGACUUGACGUGGCUAAUAGAAAUGGUUAAGACUUGAUUUUGUUUGAUUUCUGAAAGUUUUACGCGAAAUUUUAUAUUACACUAGGCACUUUCAGAGACAAAAGACAAGUUUUCACCCUGGAACAGGCGACAGCGUUGAUGUCGAAGCUCUCCGUGUGCAUGCCACCCAUGAAUGCCCCGAAAAUCGACUUCCCAUCACCGUUGCUGGUAUUCACGGACAAGAGAAGGACCUCGGUUAUAAGUGCGAACACGAUCUCAAUGAUUACCCCGAUCCAUUUAUUGCUGUUUGGGAGCCGAAGAAUCGAAUGUGUGGCCCCGAAUCUGGUCAAAUUGGAUGAUAUGUGAGUUCGUUUUUAAUUUUCUGUCGAUUUUUUUUCAAAAAAAUUGUUGAAGUUUUAAAAAAAUAUAUAUGAUUUUUUUUUUUUGAUUUUUUAGAUUAAUUUUGAGCCUUUUCGUUUGGCUAAAUAAGUUAGGACACAUUUUGACGUAUUUUACCCUGAAAUUGAAGCAAUUGUUUUUUAGGAUCACCCUCGAAAUGGACCCCUCGGACGCGGCGAAAAUCGUCGCCCUUCGACCCGCAAUUGAAGGCCUCAUUGUGAGGACUUGCCUCAACCCGGCAUCCCUGACCGAACCCUCCCCUCAAGACCAACAAUUCCUCGACGUUUUGCGCCAACUGUGCGGCGAAUCGGCCUGCGAAGGAAGAGGCCUCACCCAAGCGCCCCGACCCGCCUUUUACUCCGAAUAUCAGCAGAGAAAACGCGUCCUGACGACGGAAAAUCAACCCCACAGAAGGGAAAUCCCGCACGGCGAACGACCCCAAUGGAAUCCGGAUCAAAGGUUCAGAGGCCGUGGCAGGGGAGGCUAUCGUGGGGGAUUCAGAGGAGGCCACAGAGGAGGUGGCGGAUUUAAUUCGAACCGAGGAUUCGGAGGCCCUCCGCAAGGAAUGGGAUUUGGCGGACAAAGAGGAGGCUUUGGAGCUCCACCGAGGGAGUUUGGAGCAGCAGCGGGGUACGGGGGACCUCCUCCCAGCUUCCAUCAAAAUCAGGACUUUGUAAGUGGAAAUUUCGGGGUUUUCUUUGGUUUUUUGGAAUUUUUUUUUUAAAUUUUACUAAUUAAAAAAAAUUUUUUUUGUCUUUCCGGGUCCUAUGGGUUAUAUAUAGUUGGCAUAGAUCAUAUAUUGUCUUAUUCUGUGUUUUAGAGCUGGGCUUGACUCUUCUCCAUUGGUUCAUUUUCCGAUUUCUUGGUCUUUUCAAUUUUUCAUGGUGUAUAUUUGUGGUAGGUCUUAUUCCUUUCUAAUUUUUAGGCUUUUUAGAUUAUGGUCAAUGUGUAAUUUACCUUGAUUUGAUAUUAUUUUCCAUGAUUCUUGAGAUUCUUUUAUAUUAUCCAUGGGAUUUAAAAAAAUUUUUUUAUUGGAUUUUUUGUGUUUGUUUUUGUUAUUUGUGGGUGUUCUUUAUGGAAAUGAAGGCAUAAAAGUAUGAUAUGUAAUUUUAUUUUAUUUUUAGGGCACCCCAUCCCAGCCAAAACGCCCAUAUUUGGCAAAAAGUUCGCCGAUUACCCCGACCAUUGUAAAUGAAUCCACCCCCGCCAAACCUCAAUUUAAUGGUGGAAAUGGAGUAUAA
Molecule: messenger RNA, 7219 nt
Organism: Bursaphelenchus xylophilus (pine wood nematode)
Lineage: Eukaryota; Metazoa; Nematoda; Chromadorea; Rhabditida; Aphelenchoididae
Source: the annotation of a GenBank genome assembly